AUGCCACAAACUCAAGGAGCUACGUUUCUUUAUCAAAGUUUAGUUGAUCCUACUUUAACACGUCAUGAACAAGAAAUUGACUCAGCUUUAGCGUUGGCUCAAGAACAAGCAACAACUACAGGUGCUGAAUGGGGUCGACAAGGACUUGCGACAUUACAACGUGUAGCCGUUAAUGGACUUUCAAAAGGACAACAUAUUUUAAAUGAACAAACAAAGAUCACCGAAUUAACUAAUGGAUCUUUGAAAGUUCAAGAAAGACAAAUUAAUUUAUCUUCAACAACAUCUAAUAUUAAUUCAAAAAAUGAUGAACAAACAAAAGAACAAGAAUCUUUACUUUCAUAUAUUUUUUCUAGUUAUAAUAAAUUAUCAUCAUUUUCAUCUCUAAUACCUAAUAACAAAAAUUUAAAAAACAAUUCAAUUCUUCCUGACGAAAUAAUUAAUGCAUCUCCAAGAGAACAACAAGUAUAUAUUCAAAAACAAAGAAAACAAUUAGAAAGGAUGUUAAAAAACCUUGACGACGCACAAGAAGAUAUUUAUACGAGAACGAAAAAGUGA
Diversispora eburnea is the source of this 555-nucleotide messenger RNA. The record is from the annotation of a GenBank genome assembly. NCBI's taxonomy places the organism in Eukaryota, Fungi, Glomeromycota, Glomeromycetes, Diversisporales, Diversisporaceae.